CGCACUCUUGUCUCGGAAUCGCACUGUUGUCAUAAUUGCACUGUUGGCUUCGUAAUUGUGCUGUUAGUCUUGUAUUCAUGCUGUUGGCCUCAUAACCUCUCUUUUGGUUUCGUAAUCACACUGUUGGUCUCGGAAUCGCACUGUUGGAUGUAUGUUGUUUCCAUUGUUUGCAUCUUAAUUAUCCCAUGGAUGCUGAUAGCAUAUGCCUGUCUGCAUACCUAUAAGCAUUCAAAGACAACGUGGCCCAGGGCUGUCUGCAUCUUGCGUUUGCUUCCAGAGAGGCGAGUACAUCUUCUCACUGGUGGAGGAGGAGCUGGACCUGCUGCUGCUGGGUUUGCAAGUUGGGCAGGAGAAGCUCCAGUUGCUGGUCCAGGACGGUUCGGGCCAGCGUCGGAUCACCGUGAGGGGUGUGCCGCUGGCGGACGGCCGCUGGCACACGCUCGUGCUGUCCGUGACAGGCCGCCAUGCCACCGUCACCAUGGAUUGUGACACCCUCUUUGAGACGUCUUACGACAGGCCGUUUCCCGUUGCUCUACGUACCACAGGUUCCAUGUUCUACAUUGGCAGCCGCAGAGCUCUGAGAGGGCUCUUCUCGGUAAGGCUCCGCUCUCCUGCCCCAGUCAGGGUGUCCAGGCUUGCUGGCUCACUCCCCACCCCCCCUCAGGGAUUAUUGCGCCAGCUGGUCCUGCUGCCCGGGUUGGAUGCCGCGUCACGGAUAUGCCCCGCGUCAGACCCCAGGCUGGCCGUCCUCUCAGUCACACCCGCCCUGCUGGAGAUCCCCGUUAUUCCUCUAGGCGACGAAGCCUUGACGCAUCCACAUGGUGCAGGAGCCCGUCUGACCCAGGGGUCGCGCCCCCCCUGCGCUGAAUCAAAGCAGGCUCAGCUGUGGUUUGACACGGUGGAUAACGGUCUCUUCCUGUGCGACGGACUAACCUGGGUGGACAUGCUGCAGAAAAGGGAAAAGCUGGACUACCUGGAGGAUCACCAGGACCUGCACACGCUCUCCGAGACGCUGGACAUCGAGCUGUUCCACGUCCCCUCCCUGGGGCUUUUUGCUGCCAUGGCUAACUGGGAGUCCAGCUUCGGCUCCCGUAUAUACAAGUGGACGGACGGGAAAUUCCAGCUGUACCAGAACAUCAGCACCUCAGAAGCACUGGCCUGGAAAUUCUUCACCGUGGAUGACAAGAUGUUCCUGGCAGCGGCCAUUUCCAAAGAACGGGACCAGGGGGGGCGAGAGCUCUCUGUCAUCUACAAGUGGAGCCCACAGAGGCUCCAGUUUCUGCUGUACCAGUCCCUGGAGACACACAGCGCCCGCGACUGGGAGGCCUUCCACAUCGGGGGAGAGGUCUUCCUCGCGGUGGCCAAUCUCAGACAAGGGAACAACAACCACAACAUUGACAGCGUGAUCUACAAGUGGAACCCGAGUACAGAGGCGUUUGAGGUCAACCAGACCAUCCAGACUUCCGGGGCCUAUGACUGGGAAUUCUUCACUGUAGGACCCUACCACUUCCUGGUGGUGGCCAACACCUUCAAUGGUGUGUCUACACACAUUGAGUCCAUGAUCUACAUCUGGCUGGGCGGCAUCUUUCAACCCUUUCAGGCCAUUAUGACUCUGGGCGCAACAGACUGGGAGAUGUUCCGGAUUGGAAGCCGGGUCUUCCUGGCAGUGGCCAACAGUCAGAAACUGUGUCAGGAAGGUCCAAGUGUGUAUGCCCUCAACUCCACCAUCUAUGAGCUUGACAUGACCAUGAAAAUGUUCCUCAGGUUUCAGGACAUAGGAACCUACAGUGCAGUGGACUGGGAAUUCUUUACAGUGGGAGAUGAAAAAUUCCUAGUUGUGGCCAAUUCCUUCAAUGGACAAUUCCAUUCCCUGAACAGUGUAAUAUACAGGUGGCAAGGUUAUGAGGGCUUUGUUCCCGUUCACCGACUUCCAACCAUCGGCUGCAAGGACUGGGAAUUCUUCAAGUCCACAGAGGACUCCUAUCUCAUCUACUCCAGCGCCACGGAGCCCCUCUCCAAGGUCCUCAGGCUGAAGACCUUCUGAUAGCCCAGGGAGUCCUGAUCACGAAAUUAAACCGAAUGUAGGAUACGUCUGAUUUCUGGGCCUCUUAUUAUAUAAUUACCUUAAAAAAAUGUUUAUUGUGGUAAUAAAAAACAUAUACUGUAUACAGUGAUUUCAAUCAAAUAAAAGAAUCGUACCUAUUA
Messenger RNA from Paramormyrops kingsleyae, 2205 nucleotides. Lineage: Eukaryota; Metazoa; Chordata; Actinopteri; Osteoglossiformes; Mormyridae. The record is from RefSeq and is a predicted model, not a curated record.